UCCCAGCAGCAGGCAAAGGAAGCUAACAUGGCCGCGGAUGGUGCGAAGGAUGUGGAGAAGGGUGAACAGGAGCAGGGCGAUGAAAAGCAUGGAGCGUGGCAGGACAACUCCAACCUGAACAUUCCAAAGACCUUUGCUGCAAUGGCGCGGUUCAAUGCUGCUGUGAUGGGCACGGGGGACCGCAUGUGGUUUGCUGACAUGCUUUAUGCCAUGGAAUCCCUCGUGCCCUACAUCGGCAACAUAGACCGGGUUCAGGAAGACUGCGAUGUACUGAUGUUGACGUUGGCCAAAUACGGCCAAAUCAAUCUCAAGGAAUUCCGUUCCGUGAUGUUUGCAAGUCUUAGGUCCCUCCUGCCCACCAAAUGGAGCAACGACCACGAGAAUGCUUGGGCCUGGUUCUGGACCAUUGUGGAGAAGAAGGUGGAAGAGAACAAGAAGCUCCCUGUGUACAACCACCAGUGCUUGAGAACUUUUCUGGCACGCCUCGAUGAAGAGACCCUUGAAGACUUUAAGCUGAAGGUGUUCGACUCCUUCUUCGCAAACUGCGAGGAAUCGCAGCUUUACUUGCGGGCGGCCAACAAGCGCUUGAUGUAUAUCAUGGGGAGGAUCUUGAACAUCAUGUCGGACAUCUACACAAAGACCCACCAAGCGGUCAUCGCUUUGUCUGCUUUGGGCCUUCUUCAUGCCGGCCACGGAGUUCCGGAAGACUUGGUGCGGCCUUUUGUCGCAGCCUUCAUGGGUGGUAUCAAGGAAAACUGCCCAGAUGAGUCCAUACAUGAUGGGCUGUGGUGGACGUUGGAUCUCAUCGGCAGGAUCUUCAUCCGAACGCUGUCAGAAGGCUCCACGCCAGUGAUCAUCGCCAUCAACAGGAACACCUCCAAGGCUAUGAAGCUGGCCGUGGCAAACUAUCCUCGUGGAGAGCGCGAGGUGAUCUUGCUGACGGUUCAGGUGGGCACCGAAUCGAUGUCUCCUUUGAUUUGGGCAGUGGAGAAAGGCGCGCUGGAGUCUGCGAGGGAGAUCCUCAAUGACUUGCUCACCUUGCGUGCGGACCGUGCCCGGUACUACUACGGAAUGGAGAUGUUGUUCACCCGCCACUCGGACAUCAUCAGCCUGCUUUGCACCAAGGCGCCGUCUCUCUUGCCGACGGUUUUUGAUGGACUCAUCUGGCGGUCAAAGAACGUGAAGAACGGCAUGCGCCGCGCGAACUACUACAUCGCGUCCUUGCUCAGGGGCGAAGAUGGCCAGCUGACAGAUUCCCUCCUGGACCUGAUCAAGCAAGGAGACCCCGAGAUCAUUUGUCAUCCCACGGAGCGGUUCACCACCAUUUUCUGCCGAGCGUUCUUGUACAUCGGCAGCCUGGGGCAGCUCUUUGCCAAGCAUGCCUACCAGACCUACCGGGCAGUUCGCCAGAAGCAGAUGACACGCCUUUGCUGCUUGCCGGUGCCCAAAUAUGUGUUGCAAACGCGCCAAGAGUUGACCGAAGUUGCACUCAUGCUGCUCCUGAUGUGUUUGUUGUGUUGCGAGCCAGUGCUCCACUGCCUUGCCGUCAGCAGCGAGCUGCUGACAAACUGCUGCGAGUAUGGGGAAUGGCAAUGCAAUCUGAUCCAGACUUACAACCGCCUAGCCACCUUUCCCAUGGUUCUCUACUUCGUUCUUACCUCUGAGUUGGUGCACCUGAAUGUCCACCUCUCUGUCUUCAGCGUGAUCUGCUCGUGCCUCAUGUGGGAGUUCCUCCUGUAUGUAGCAGUCCUGGCAUUCUUUGCCGCAGCUUUUGCAUCGGCAAUUGCUUGCUUGCCCCAAGCUCUGGCUGCUGAUUCGGUUCACGAGCGGGACUUCUCCAGUUGGCCCCUGGCUUUUGAGUCUUUGCUGUCCUCUGCCUUCAACGUGUAUGGCAGUGACAACUACGAGCAAAUCGCGGUGGCAGAUGAGCCGAUGCUAAAAUGGUUUGUCAUGGCCUUCGCCGCGUGCUGGCACGUGUACCUCAUGAACCUCAUGGUGGCACAGCUCUGCCAGCGCUACAACGAAAUCUACCACGACGCACGGGGCAAUGCUCGCCUGACCCGUGGAAUCAACAUUUAUGAGACCUCCAUGCCCCUGAUUUCCAAGAAACGUUGGACAGCCUUUGUGGAGUCCUUGCACUUGGACGAGGCUUGCGAACUCGAUGAGGGCGACACCGGACCCCGUGGUGCA
Messenger RNA from Symbiodinium sp. CCMP2456, 2190 nucleotides. The record is from the annotation of a GenBank genome assembly. NCBI's taxonomy places the organism in Eukaryota, Dinophyceae, Suessiales, Symbiodiniaceae.